Iphiclides podalirius (scarce swallowtail) is the source of this 216-nucleotide messenger RNA. The record is from the annotation of a GenBank genome assembly. Lineage: Eukaryota; Metazoa; Arthropoda; Insecta; Lepidoptera; Papilionidae.
AUGUUGGGAGCGUGGCCGUCGGUCAUUCCACCGCCGCACAAGCUCGCCAAUCAUAACGCGGUUCCAUCUGACACAGGGCUGCCACUGCUUGCUUUACGACGGUGCGAGAUGCGAGAUUUUUUGCACGUGGCAGAUGAUUCGCCGCUACUAUGGCAUCGCGUGCGCAUCCACAGCGCCUCGGGCGCCCAGCGCUACCAACUCACCGAAAUUAUCAGC